GGAGUUGCGCAAUGAAUCUUGCGUCUGACUCUUAGAAAAAAAACAAAAAACUACUACUACUACAGCUUUUCUUCUGAUUUCUUCAACAGUUCUUCUAUAUUCGGUCUCUCGUUCGUUACUUAGCAAUAGCGUGCACUACCUGUAACAGAGCGUGUUUGUGCCUCUGUGGACGUGAGAUCCAGAGCCUAGAUCACUGUGUUGUGUGUCAGUAGGGACUAUUUGGGAUGUAUCCGGAGAGGAAGCAGUGUACCAUGAACUAAAAAAAGCUUGUUGGUCAUUUUUGGGAGCAGAGAUUUCACCUUUCCUUUUUUUUGGAAAUAGUCAUGACAGGAGCGGAAGCAGGAUGACGAGGGAGGGUCGUGGAGGUGGAGGUGGCUGUCUGGGACUCCCAGGGAUGUUACGAGUGUUCUUGGCGGGGACGUGUGCUCUGACGGUCCUGAGCUCUGCAGGCUUGGUGUUCCUCCUGGUGCAACACAGGCACCUAUCGGCCCACCUGGCCCGGUUGGAUCUACAACUGCAGGUGCUCUCAGAGACCUCUGGCACUGUGCUGCGUCAUUCUGCAGCAGUAUCCCUCUGGACCAGCAGGGACCCUGGAGAGGAAGCUUCCCUCAGGACCAGCAGGGACCCUGGAGAGGAAGCUUCCCUCAGGACCAGCAGGGACCCUGGAGAGGAAGCUUCCCUCAGGACCAGCAGGGACCCUGGAGAGGAAGCUUCCCUCAGGACCAGCAGGGACCCUGGAGAGGAAGCUUCCCACAGGAUCAGCAGGGACCCUGGAGAGGAAGCUUCCCACAGGAUCAGCAGGGACCCUGGAGAGGAAGCUUCCCACAGGAUCAGCAGGGACCCUGGAGAGGAGACUGAUGGGGUACAGGUGCUCUCAGAGGACUCUGGGUUGGAGACAUCACCCCACAGGACCAGCAGGGAGGACCCAGGCAGAGAGGCAGAGAGGGAGCUGCAGCAUAGCCGACCCCGCGGUAAGAGGAGCCAGGCUGGGGAACACCAGACUAAGCGACAGCAGAAACGUGAAGACGGGGACAUGAUGAUGAUGAUGACAUACUCCAUGGUCCCGAUCAAGGUCCUAUUGGAAUUAUGUAACAGCAGAAAAGACAUGUGUUUAACAGGACCACCAGGACCUCCAGGAAUUCCAGGUGUGGAUGGGAAGCCAGGAUUCAAUGCUACAGAUGGUAUUCCGGGACCACCUGGAGUUGCAGGGAGACCUGGAAAAAAAGGUCCCCCUGGUGAGAGAGGGGAGCCUGGACCUCCAGGACUGAAGGAUGAGACCUCCAAUGACAUCAUCAUAGAGGGACCUCCGGGACCAAGGGGCCCUCCUGGCCCUGCCGGUCCCCCUGGUCUACCUGGCCCCCCAGCGACCUUAGAGGCCCCAGAACCCUCCAGAAACAGGAACAUCCGAGCACACCUGUUGGAGAACGCCUGUCUCCAUCAAGCCAACACGUCUGACUCUCUGGCUUCAGAGAAUACAGCCACAAGCAACGACGCCUUGAAUGUAACCGACGCAGAGAAUGUUACUAGGAACAUCCGAGCACACACCCAUCAAGCCAACGUGUCUAUGGAGUCAGCGAAUCCAGCCGCCAUUAAUGACACGUUGAAUGUAACUGACACCGAGAAUGUGGAAGCAAAUAACCGACAAAUGACAGACACCGAGGUUGUGGAAGAAGCCCCUUUGAAUGUAACCGUCUUAGAGAAUUUGGAAGAAACUUAUUUGAAAGAAACAUACACAGAGAUGGUGGAAGAAGAAAAUAACCGACAAAUAACAGACACCGAGGUUAUGGAAGAAGCUCCUUUGAAAAUAACUGACACAGAGAAUGCGGAAGAAGCAGCUUUUAGGAAAACUGCAGAAAUCUUCUCUGUUCCCCCCAAUGACACCUUGAACGUAACCGACACAGAGGAUGCAAAAGAAGCACCCGUUUGGAAAGCUGAAGGCCUUGACGUCUUUCCUGUUCCCACAAAUGUAACCCCAACAAUUAAAGAAUGCAUUAUCAAAACCAUAACAUGCUUUACAAAUGUCACUCAAAUGGAAACUACAUUUGGAGUUUGGAUGCAAGACGCAGCCCAGGUGAAUGAUAACCAGAUUUGGAUGGCUGAACACUUUUCAGGUCGAGUCUUGAAGGAAUACAGGAGCAUCGCAUCAUUUCCCAACAGUAGCAGCAAGUCCAUUGACAUGAGGAAAUUCUACCAGGGCUGUGGCCACGUCAUCUACAACGGAUCCGUGUACUAUCACAAUGCAGGAACCUCUAAAGUUGUCAAGGAUAACCUGAAGACCAGGAGAUUACAGACACUGGCCAUUGAGAAUGCCCUUUACCACAAUCUGACCUAUCUCUUCCACAACUCCAAGACAUACUUUAAGUUUGCCGUGGACGAGAAUGGACUGUGGCUCAUCUAUGCUUCAGUUGUCGAUGAAACCAUGAUGGUAGCCAAGUUAGACCACAGGAGGUUUUCUGUGUUGUCUGUGGUUGACACGUCCUAUCCUCUGUUGAAAGCUGGGAAUGCCUUCAUUGCAUGUGGAGUUCUGUACGUGACUGACACCAAAGACACGAAAAUCACACACGCCUUUGAUUUAAUGAGAGCGAAAAAACCUUUGAAUGUAAGUUUGGAUCUUAGAUCAGCCAAUGGUAUUAUGGCUAUGUUGUCAUAUUAUCCCAAAAAUCAACUUUUGUAUAUGUGGGACAACAGCUCUGUGAAAAUAUGCAAGGCUUAUUUUACUUUGGAUCAAAAAGUAUAGUCAAAUCUUAUUGGUCGUGGGAGAAUUAAACAUUCUGCCUAUGUCUUGAGCUUAUUACAUGUCAAUGACGUGAUCUGUUCAUAAUAUUUUUUGAAUUUUAGUGUCAUAAAAUAUAUAUUUUUGUAUAAUGU
This is a messenger RNA of Coregonus clupeaformis (lake whitefish), 2868 nucleotides long. Its product is annotated as gliomedin. The transcript is spliced from 13 exons. Gene Ontology annotation, biological process: signal transduction. Gene Ontology annotation, cellular component: cell surface. The record is from RefSeq and is a predicted model, not a curated record. NCBI's taxonomy places the organism in Eukaryota, Metazoa, Chordata, Actinopteri, Salmoniformes, Salmonidae. Bases 344 to 2737 code for a protein of 797 amino acids.